Molecule: messenger RNA, 1423 nt
Organism: Diospyros lotus (date-plum)
Lineage: Eukaryota; Viridiplantae; Streptophyta; Magnoliopsida; Ericales; Ebenaceae
Exons: 3
Coding region: 106-1278 (390 amino acids)
Source: RefSeq, a predicted model, not a curated record
UCCUUAUUUCCAUCUCUCUCCCUCUCUCUCCGUUAAAGAACCAAACACUCUCAUCAAAAGCCUAUCUCGCUCGCUCGCUUUCUCUCUCAGCUUGCUCAUCUUUUCAUGGCUCUUCUCGCUUCAGCACCGGAGGCCUCAGCGGCCGGAGCCAAGAAACAGCCGUCCAAGCGCAAGAAAAAGCUUGCCCAGAAGCCGCCAUCUUGCUCAUGGGACCAAAUCAAGAACCUGCUCAGCUGCAAGCAGAUCGAAGCCUCCGGAGUCCACGACCCCUCCAAGCCCAGCGCCGCUCUCGCCUACUCCAAGCUGGGCUCCUGCAGCUCCAUCUGCAGCUUCCGUGACGUCGUCCAUGGCAACACCAGCAGGGUCGUCCACCGAGCCGACAACUCGCCGGAGAGCAGCUCCCUCGGCCAAGAAACCCGCCUGCUCAGCCGCAAAGCCGUCUCAGCUGGGCCGCCCUCCUCCCGCUCCUUGCCCGCCCCUUCUUCCAGAGCCAUGCAAUUCAGGAAGCUUUCAGGUUGCUACGAAUGCCACACCAUCGCCGACCCUAGUAGGUACCCAUCUCCGAGAAGUACAAUCCGUGCUUGCUCAAAGUGUGGAGAGGUCUUCCCAACGACUGAGAGCUUGGACCUCCAUCAAGCUGUUAGGCACGCCGUUUCGGAGCUGGGUCCGGAGGAUUCGGGUCGGAACAUAGUGGAGAUCAUCUUCAAAUCGAGUUGGCUCAAGAAGGACAACCCGGUCUGCAAGAUCGAACGGAUAUUAAAGGUCCACAACACCAGCCGCACGAUCCAACGGUUCGAGGAGUGCCGGGAUGCCGUGAAGAUCCGCGCCAAGAAGAGUCCCAGGUGCGCCGCCGACGGCAACGAGCUGCUUAGGUUCCAUUGCACCACGCUGGCCUGCUCCCUCGGCGCGCGCGGCUCGUCCAGCCUGUGCGCCGCGGUGCCCGGCUGCGGCGUGUGCACCAUCAUCAGGCACGGCUUCCAACGCCAGCCGUCGGAUCAUGGGAAAGGAGUCCGGACGACGGCGAGCAGCGGCCGGGCCCACGACUGCCACGGCGGAUCCGACGGUCGAAGGGCGAUGCUAGUGUGCCGCGUGAUCGCGGGACGGGUGAGGCGCAUGGCUGAUGAUGCGCCGGCGGAGGAGGAUAGCGUGUCGGGCGGGUCGUACGACUCCGUAGCCGGGUACGCGGGGAUCUACUCGAAUCUGGAGGAGCUCUACGUGUCUAAUCCUAGGGCUAUCCUGCCUUGUUUCGUGGUGAUAUACAAAGCCCUCGAAUCCUAGCCGUUCAAUCGGAUGAGAUUUGCUGAUCCGGCUCUGCGCCUUGUGUAUAUAUUAAUUAAUAUUAUCUUCUGGCUUGUUUUGCACCAAAUCCAGGUUUGUUUUGUGAGUCUUAUUUUUAAGUAAAAAAGGGUAAAAUUAUGGAUUU